AUGUCAUCGGGGCUACGAGUGCGACAAGCGGCAGCUGCGAAUGCGACAUUUAUCGUACGCAUUUGGCGCUGGAUCAAGCUCAAGAUUUGGAACGUGUGCUAUGGACAAAACGAGUGGCAACGACUAUGCAGUUCCAUGGGUGGAGACGAAUAUACACGCAUCGGUCGCUUCCGGACGGAACUGGCGCUAUCUUCUAGGAUGGUACAGACUUGCAACGUCGUGUUUGACUUGAAGCCAUUCCCGAUGGACGUGACAUUGCACAAUGUGGCAAUAAAGGCAGAGAUAGAUGAACAUGAUGCAACGCUAAUGGCCAACAUGCGCUCGUGUCUUUAUCGAUGCAAUUAUGUAAACAAAGUAUACGCGCGUGUGUAUACACUGAAGAAUGAAGCGUACAAUUCAUUGAAGCAAGAGCAUGAAGAGAUGCUCGAGCAAUUGUGGACGAAUUUAAAACCGAACGUGCGUCGUAAAGGUGGACGCAUUACAAAAGAGUGGGGAGAGAUUGGCUUUCAAGGAACUGAUCCGAUGUCGGAUUUCAGAAGCAUGGGCGUCUUCUCGCUUGUGCAACUCAACUACUUUACAAAGACUUACAAAGUUGAAGCUCAACGUGCCUUGAAGGAGUCGAAUCAUCCGACGCGCUGGUACCCGUUCGCUGUAACAGGAAUCAACGUGACAGCCUUCUUGAUCGAGCUGAUUGAUGAGCAUUUGCUUGAUAUGAAGUUGUAUCGUCUUGCUGAUAAUGGUGCAGCAAAUGAUCAAGAUGACGACUUGAACGCCGGUCUGAUACAGCUCCACGACUUUUACGCCACAAUUUUCACUCGCUUUAACCAGCUAUGGGUGGACACAAAUCCACGUGAUGUGAUGGCGUUCCCGUCCAUCUUUCAAUCUCUUAAGAAUGACAUUCGUCACGAGUUGCAGCUCCAGUCGUUCUACUACUGA
Peronospora farinosa is the source of this 936-nucleotide messenger RNA. NCBI's taxonomy places the organism in Eukaryota, Oomycota, Peronosporomycetes, Peronosporales, Peronosporaceae. The record is from the annotation of a GenBank genome assembly.